CCGACAACUACCCAACAUCAAACACCAUCCCCUCCAAUUGACCCAUUCAAUCAAAAUGACAUAUCACGAAGUCCCCAAUUCCAUUCGAAUUACCCUAAUCAUCCUCACGAUCCUCUCCUUCACCCCCCAACUGCACACCCUCUACACCACCAAAUCCAGCACCGGCAUCUCCAUCGGCUACAUCCUCUCCCACCUCCUCGUCGCCACCGAACACCUCACCAAACUGACAUACAUGAUGAUCAACGUCCCCGAAGCCGCCGCCGGCCAAUUCAUCCACGACCCGAUCAAUCCCGGGGACUGGUUGAAUUUUCUCCAAACCCUAACCACGUGGAUUCUUUUUCUCACUCUGUUCAUCACAUCCCUCUACCUCCGUCCCCCAUCCCACAACCCCCGCCCCUACAUAACCACUUACACCCUCAUCCUCCUCAUCUCCCUCCUCCCCGAACUCAUCGAUCCCUUCCUCCGUUUCCCCCACGAAGGCUACCAAGAAGCCUUCGUUGCCACACACACCAUCCUCCUCAGUCCCAUCGCCACCUUCCUCGCUGGAUUCGCCGUGUGUCUUCAGGCCGGACAGAGCAAGAUCCACGGAACGGACUCCGCGUUGUCGAUGACCGGCUUGGCAGCUCAGGCUGUUGUGUUUGGGCUGGUAGCGGCGUCGUGGCCAUUCAGGAUCGCGUAUCGGGAGGCGUGGGAUCCGUUGCAUUUGGGGGCGUAUUUUGGGCAUGCGUGGGCUGGGGUCGAUUAUGGGGUUUUGGGGGUCGUGCAGGGCGUGUUGGUUUUGUGGGUGGGGUGGAGGAGGUGGAGGGGGGUUGAUGGGGAUGGGGUGGGGGAUGGGGUGGAGGAGAGGGAGGCUUUAUUGGGGAGGGCAUGA
Molecule: messenger RNA, 871 nt
Organism: Aspergillus ibericus CBS 121593
Lineage: Eukaryota; Fungi; Ascomycota; Eurotiomycetes; Eurotiales; Aspergillaceae
Exons: 3
Coding region: 56-871 (271 amino acids)
Source: RefSeq, a predicted model, not a curated record